AUGUUUACGCUGAGUACUCAGUUGAGAUGUUGGACGUUCGCAAGCGCUGACGAGCUGGAAGAGUUGAGGAGAGAGACGAGAGAGGCUUUCAUUAAGAAACAAGAAGAUUCCAUUCAGGAUAGUUCAAUAUUUCUGAGUUAUGAAGAAGAGUGUCAGCUUAGGAGGUACUAUGAAGGAAAGCUGAAGAGAUUUUGCCAGAGAUUUCAACCUCAGAUGCCUAAUUAUGUUUUGGGGACGGCGAUGGCCUAUUUCAAAAGAAUCUAUCUACACAAUUCAAUCAUGGAACCCACUCCUGAAGACUUCAUGUACACUUGUGUAUAUUUAGCGUGCAAAGUUGAGGAGUUCAACUUGACGAUGCAACAGUUCAUAUCCAACUUAGAUGAAGAUCAAAGCAGGGAAAAGAGCAGAAUCUUAGCGAAGGAAUUGCGAGUGAUGGAGAUGGUACAUUAUCACCUGACUGUUCACAACCCAUACAGAGCUCUGGAAGGAUUGUUGAUUGACGUGAAGACCAGAUGUACAGACAUAGCAGAAACGGAAAAAUUGAGACCAUUCUUCGACCAGUUUUUCAACAAGUCGGUACUGACGGACGCCUGCCUGCUAUUUCCGCCAUCACAGAUCGCAUUGGCUGCAAUGAUAACAAGUGCAACUAAUUUGGGCCUCAACGCUGCUUUGGAUAGGUUGGUUGGCUGGCUGAGUGAGUGA
Helobdella robusta is the source of this 702-nucleotide messenger RNA. RefSeq lists its product as hypothetical. The transcript is spliced from 7 exons. The record is from RefSeq and is a predicted model, not a curated record. Gene Ontology annotation, molecular function: cyclin-dependent protein serine/threonine kinase regulator activity. Lineage: Eukaryota; Metazoa; Annelida; Clitellata; Rhynchobdellida; Glossiphoniidae. The coding region runs from base 1 to 702 and encodes 233 amino acids. Gene Ontology annotation, biological process: regulation of transcription by RNA polymerase II; regulation of cyclin-dependent protein serine/threonine kinase activity. Gene Ontology annotation, cellular component: nucleus; transcription factor TFIIK complex.